CUGGGCUAUUUGCCUGAGUUCAAGGUCAGCCUGAACUAUAUCGAGAGACCCUGUGUCCAAAAACAAAACUCCCUAAAACCAACACCAAAACUUCCGCCUGGGCCUGACCCUUAGGAAGGGAGGGGGCUGUGCCGUGAAGAGACAUCAUAAUGUCUCCCCUCUGCAAGCACCCCUCACCUGGGCCCUCCCAAGAGGCCUGGGAGCCUGGGGAGCCCCUGCUCCCCCAGAAGCUCCAUCUCACCACCACUAAGGCCUUUCAAGGGUGUUCAAGGUGGGAGAUGUCACAGGGUGGAGCGGCAGCCCGAGGCCCCAGGAAGGUGACAGAGGCCACUGUGGUUGGCACCAGGCCUCUGUGAAAGGCUCAGGGGCUGGGGCCACUGCCACCAGCCGACGCUGGCCCCGUGCUCCUCCGUUCUCAGCGUGCUUCUUGACACCUCAGGAGGCUGAGCUGUCUCUUCUCCGGGGCUGCCUCACUACAAGGGAUGAUAAGUGCUAGGUGGGUUCUUUCGGGGGCGGGUGCUAAGGAUGGAACCCUGGGCCACACCAUGCUAGGCAGGUACUCUACCACUGGGCUACAUCCUCAUCCCCUUGUAAAGUUUUGUUUUUGAGACAAAAUUGCCUAGACUGCAAAGUUGCUCAGACUGGGCAUCCACAUGUGAUCCUCCUGCCUCAGCCUCUCAGAGUAGCUAGGACACAGGUGAGAGUCCCUGCACCAGCCAUGAAGAGCUAGUUAACUGAGGGCUUACUUAAGUCGAGGUAGCUUACACGGAACAGCUCAUUGGGUCCUCACUGUAACAUAACGGGAGUCUCUUGUUUGUCCCACUUUCUAGAUGGGCAAACCGAGGUACAGGGUUUACCCAAAGAUCCAGCAGCUAGUGAAGGGGGACUCGAGGUGACUUGCUGCUCAGAGGUCCUGGCGAGCCGUGCAAGGCCGGUGAUGACUUAUGCGCCCUGUCCCCAUCUUCACAAGCCUGUGGGGCCCCGGAGCCUUGUUACCCCGUUUUGCAGACAAGGCGGCGAAGGUGUAAGGACGCCUGAGGUGGCCUGGCCGAAGAUGGGGCCGGGCGCAGAGGGCAGACCCUCAAACUGCAGGGCCCCGGUGGCCUCCCCAGCCGCCUGCCCAGCGCUGUGGAAUUUGGGGACCUUCCACCCACAACACGGUUCUGGCGACGGCGGCGGCAAGGAGCAUUCCCGGGUCCUGGACCCUGGUACUAAUACUGCGCAUGCGCGAGAGCUCUCCGGUCGCCCUCAGCCCGCGCGGAGCACUGGGAGAAGGGGCAAGCACAUUUUGCACGAUGGCUACAUAGACUUCAUGGAGUACGUGGCUGCGCUCAGCCUGGUCCUCAAGGGGAAGGUGGAGCAGAAGCUACGCUGGUACUUCAAGCUCUACGACGUCGACGGCAACGGCUGCAUUGACCGGGACGAGCUGCUCACCAUCAUCCGGGCCAUCCGCACUAUCAACCCCUGGAGCGACACCGGCAUGAGUGCGGAGGAGUUCACAGACACCGUGUUCGCGAAGAUCGACGUCAACGGCGACGGGGAGCUCUCGCUGGAGGAGUUCAUGGAGGGCGUCCAGAAGGACCAGAUGCUGCUGGACACGCUGACCCGCAGCCUGGACCUCACACGCAUCGUGCGCAGGCUGCAGAACGGCGAGCAGGAGGAGGCUGCGGCCGAUGGGGCGGGGGCAGCGGGCUGAGCCGGCCCCUGGAUGGGGUGGGGGAGAGGCCCAGGCGGUGCCCUGUGUCACAUAUUUUAAUAUUACACAGGACC
Molecule: messenger RNA, 1770 nt
Organism: Chinchilla lanigera (long-tailed chinchilla)
Lineage: Eukaryota; Metazoa; Chordata; Mammalia; Rodentia; Chinchillidae
Gene: Guca1a
Product: guanylate cyclase activator 1A (retina)
Exons: 4
Coding region: 938-1696 (252 amino acids)
Biological process (GO): visual perception; positive regulation of guanylate cyclase activity
Cellular component (GO): photoreceptor inner segment; cone photoreceptor outer segment
Molecular function (GO): calcium sensitive guanylate cyclase activator activity; calcium ion binding
Source: RefSeq, a predicted model, not a curated record